GUGAAUCUCUUCCCAUCCAGAGACAGAGAAUAUAUAAACAGCAAGGAAUGGGAUUUUUUGUCUUCAUCAAGUUUACAGUAGCAAAGGUAUCUGACGUGCAAUCUGAAAACUUAACAUGAAACUCCUCGUUAUCCUUCUGUCGGCCUUCUGUGCCCUUACGCAUGGAUGUCCCACCAUCAUGUCCAAGUCAGCAUGGGGAGGAAAGGCUGCCAAAUGCAGCAGUCGUUUACCUACUCCAGUCGAAUAUGUGAUCAUCCACCACACUGAGGGGGCAUCUUGUUCCUCACAGUCUACAUGUUCUGCUCAAGCCAGGAAUGUCCAGAAUUAUCACAUGAGCAGUCGAGGCUGGUGUGACAUUGGAUACAACUUUCUGGUUGGAGAAGAUGGCCGUGUAUAUGAAGGACGUGGCUGGAGAAACCUCGGAGCUCAUGCAACAUCGUACAACUCAAAAUCCAUUGGAAUUUGCAUUAUAGGAUCGUUCACUAAGCGCGCUCCCAGUGCUAGCGCCCUAAAAGCUGCUCAAAGUCUGAUAAAGUGUGGAGUAUCGAAAGGUUAUAUCAAAUCAGCUUAUAUUCUGAAGGGACAUCGCAAUGUAGGGCAGACAGAUUGCCCUGGAGCCAAAUUAUACCAAAUCAUUCAAAAAUGGCGUAAUUUUAAGGCUUGAAACUCAAGCAUUGUGCAAUGAAUUUAUCUUGCUGUACUGCGUUAUUUUUGUUUUGC
Pelobates fuscus (common spadefoot toad) is the source of this 720-nucleotide messenger RNA. Its product is annotated as peptidoglycan recognition protein 1-like. Gene Ontology annotation, molecular function: peptidoglycan binding; N-acetylmuramoyl-L-alanine amidase activity; zinc ion binding. Bases 116 to 664 code for a protein of 182 amino acids. The transcript has 5 exons. Lineage: Eukaryota; Metazoa; Chordata; Amphibia; Anura; Pelobatidae. Gene Ontology annotation, biological process: peptidoglycan catabolic process; innate immune response. The record is from RefSeq and is a predicted model, not a curated record.